Limanda limanda (common dab) is the source of this 2858-nucleotide messenger RNA. It is a transcript of the gene mntb, whose product is annotated as MAX network transcriptional repressor b. NCBI's taxonomy places the organism in Eukaryota, Metazoa, Chordata, Actinopteri, Pleuronectiformes, Pleuronectidae. The coding region runs from base 241 to 2130 and encodes 629 amino acids. Gene Ontology annotation, molecular function: RNA polymerase II cis-regulatory region sequence-specific DNA binding; DNA-binding transcription factor activity, RNA polymerase II-specific; protein dimerization activity. Gene Ontology annotation, biological process: regulation of transcription by RNA polymerase II. The transcript has 6 exons. The record is from RefSeq and is a predicted model, not a curated record.
CAUCUUGUUGCAAUCCUGUUUUUUUUUUUUUACGUCUGCGAGGAUCGACUCCGUCCGGACGGGAUCGAACCUUCCUCCUCACCCUCCCGCAGCAGCACCGGGGACGAGCCGCUCGGGCCCGCGGCGGCGAACCGUGCACACGGCUGUUCCAGGCGGGACCUCACCCUCCCCCUGCUCGGGUCUCUUUCCUCCCUCGCUCGCUCCCGGGCCCCCGGGUCGAGAGGGUCCCCCCGGGUUGCGAUGAGCAUCGACACGCUCCUGGAGGCGGCCCGGUACCUGGAGUGGCAGAGCCAGCAGCAGCACCUGGCCCGUGAGGAGGAGCAACGCAAAGCCAAGGAGCUCAUCAACAAGGAGGCGGAGUCGAGGCGAGUGGAGCUUGUGACGUCAUCGUCGUCGUCUCCGCCAGUCCGAGCCAACCACAUCAGCUGGGGCGAUGGCGCUCACCGUCAACAGCUACAUCACCCCCCCGCCCCGCCGCCCCUCUCCUUCCAACAUCAUCAAGUUCCCUUCACCGUCAUCCCAAUGGUCCCCGUGGUCACCUCGACGCCGUCGGUCCCACCGCUACCACUCCCAACGCCAAUUGCUGCGGCGGCGACGUCACUCAACGGCUCGGCGCUGGUGAAGAUCUCCUCCUCCCCUCCUCCACCGCAGCAUCAGUAUCAGCAGCAGCAGCAUCAUCAGCAGCAGCAGCAGCAUCAGCAGCAGCAGCCGGCCUCUCGUCACCUGUUGUGCGCCCCCCAGAUAAAAGUAGAGACUGGUCAGCCCCAAAUAAAAGUAGAGACUGGUCAGCAGCUGAUGGGAGCAAAGCCCAGCCAAUCACAGCCUCAGGUUCAGAUUCAGUACCCGACCUCCAUCAGCAUUAAUGGUUCUAGCUCUCAUCAUACACUGGUUCCCCAUCAAGCCCCGCCCACAUCUCAGCCCCGGCCGAAUGGCGUGACGAUGGAAGACAUGCGGGGGAUGGAAGGGAAGAGGAGACCAGGAGGAGCCGGGACCAGAGAGGUUCACAACAAACUGGAGAAGAACAGGCGAGCGCACCUCAAAGACUGUUUUGAGACGCUGAAGAAGAACGUUCCAAAUGUUGAUGAGAAGAAAACGUCCAACCUCAGUGUUCUCCGCAGCGCAUUGCGUUACAUACAGACUCUGAAGCGCAAGGAGAAGGAGUACGAGCACGAGAUGGAGCGUUUGGCCCGAGAGAAGAUCGCCACGCAGCAGCGGCUGGCCGAGCUGAAGAACGAGCUCAGCCAGUGCAUGGACGUCACGGAGGUCGACAAGGUCCUGCGACAGACCAUCCAGCCGGAGGACGACCAGGCCUCCACGUCCACUGCAUCAGAAGGAGAGGACAACUUUGAGCAAGACAUGGACGAGGAUGUCUCCGCUCCUCCUGCUCCAGCACUCCUGACCAAACCAGCGCCUCCCAUCCUACAAGCCCAGCCGCUCCUCGCCCCUCACCUGUCGAUCCAGCACGCCGCCCUGCCUUUGUCUGGAGUCUUGACCACGCCCUCCCCCUCAGGUCCGCCUCCUCAUCAGGCCAUCGCUCCGGCCCCAGGUCCGCCCCCUCUGCCGCACGCUCAUCACAUUCAGCCCCCGGUUCUGCAGGUCCAGCCCACCGUCAUCGCUCAUGCCGCCGUCUCCCACCCUUCGGUCAUCCAAGCUGUCAAUCACACAAUGCCAUCCAAUCACAAGCACCUCACACACAUUGCCCCAUCACCCGGUCCCACCGCCUGUACCCCGCAGCCAUUAACGGCAGCUCCGGCCAACCACCAACAUAUAACCGCCCAGCCCAUCGGACAUAUCACCGUCCACCCGGUGGCUCACCUGGGAGCUCCACUGCCAUCCCACCUCCCGACUCUUUACCCCCAGGGUGUGUCUGUGUCCCAGCCCACCAUGGUGGGCCACAUCACCCACACCUUCACCCAUCACACUCUGCCGCACGUCCAGGCUAAUCCUCAAGCUCACACAAACGGAGCCCAGGUAAACAGCGCCACCAUGGUGAGCCAGGGGGGCUCGUUAGGGAAACCCACAGCGGUGCUGGCCCCCCACCCCCAACUGGUUGGACAGGCGACCGUCCUAAACCCUGUCACCAUGGUUACGGUCCCAACUUUCCCUGUCAGCACUCUCAAACUGGCCUGAAAGAGUUAAAAAACUAAAAAGAUGGGUCGGACUGAAGGAGAGAAAGAUUCAGAACUUCUGGAUAAGUUGUAACACUCCAAUCGAUAACCAGGAGUCUCUGACAGACAUGAAUUCACGAAAACAUCAUCAGCUGUUUUUCGGACAAACUCUUGACAAAUAUCUCCAGAGAUAUUCGGUCCCAGCUCUGUUAGUUUGUGAACAAUAGGACUAAAGCAGAGUCAGGGGGUCCGGCCAUUGUUUAUGAGAAUGCGACUGACAUUUGUCGCCGCUGCAAAGACAGGAACUCUUGUUUUCCCUUCCUUCCUUCCUUCCUCUGCCUUCUUCUCUACUUCCUUCCCUCCUCUCCUCCCUUUACAACAAGAAGCACUAACACGAUAAGCUCAGUUCACACUCAGGCAUCAAGGAUUUACCUUAAACUCUUCAUUCACCCGUCGAGGGACAACGCACGAGCGAGAGACGGUAGUUUGUCGUUUUGGCUGUUGUCAUGGUGAUACAGUCUGUGCCCGUUUUGUAUUCAUGUGAUCUCAAUGUCAUGUGGGACAUCGUUGGGGAAUAAUGUCACUGCCGGGUUUGAGAGCAGCUCAGUGGUCUCACUGAUGAAUUGGACACAAGAGUGUGAAGUUGACCACAUCACACACAAAGUUAGAGCAACACUAAGCAACGUUAUAACUAAAAAUAGCAGCUUCAUUCAAAGGCGUCAUGGUUCGCUGACUUUGAAUAGAGAGACA